Molecule: messenger RNA, 1022 nt
Organism: Epinephelus fuscoguttatus (brown-marbled grouper)
Lineage: Eukaryota; Metazoa; Chordata; Actinopteri; Perciformes; Serranidae
Product: gap junction beta-6 protein-like
Exons: 7
Coding region: 115-873 (252 amino acids)
Biological process (GO): cell communication
Cellular component (GO): connexin complex
Source: RefSeq, a predicted model, not a curated record
GUUCUGACUGACUUGACGUUGGAGACCCAUCUUUUCUUUGAUGCAGAGGAAACAGGAGCUGCAGGACCAUGUGGAAUAUUUUCCUGAAAACACCCUGACUCUGCAGACACAAGGAUGUCCUGGCCCGCGCUGUACGCUCAGUUAGUCGGGGCAAACCGUCACUCCACCAGCCUGGGGAAGAUCUGGCUCUCUGUGCUGUUUAUUUUCCGGGUCAUGGUGCUGGUUGUUGCUGCUGAGAGCGUCUGGGGGGACGAGCAGUCUGACUUCACCUGUAACACUCUCCAGCCUGGCUGUGAAAACGUCUGCUAUGAUCAGUUCUUCCCUGUCUCACACAUCCGUCUCUGGUGUCUUCAGCUCGUCUUUGUCUCCACGCCAACACUCCUAGUCGCAAUGUAUGUGGCCUAUCGGAACCACAGAGAUAAGAAGACACUCCUACAGGGUUCUGGCAGAGCUGCUUUCCUCAGCAACAAAGGCCAGGAGGAAGAUUUGGAGACUCUAAAGAAACGGAGACUCCCUAUAGCUGGCGCCCUCUGGUGGACAUAUGCCUGCAGCCUGUUGUUCAGGCUGCUAUUUGAAGGAGGAUUCAUGUACGCUCUGUACGUGGUGUACGAUGGUUUCCAGAUGCCACGGCUGGUGCAGUGUGAUCAGUGGCCGUGUCCUAACCUGGUGGACUGCUUCAUCUCACGCCCCACCGAGAAAACCAUCUUCACCAUUUUCAUGGCCACUUCCUCCUCUAUCUGCAUGGUCCUUAACAUGGCUGAGCUUGCAUAUCUUGUUGCCAAGGCUGUCACUAGGAGUCUCAGUGGUCAGAAGGAGAGGAAAACAUGCAGAAAGCAGAAUAAGACAAACCAGAAGUUACUUGUCUCAACCUGAGGAAGCAGCAGCAAGGUGGGCGAUACAUGCAGAAGAAAGAUUUUCCGAAGACUUAAAAAUCUUUAAAGCUUAGGUGCUACACAUGUGAAUGACAAACCGUGUGUAAAUAGGACUCAUUGAACAUUUUCUAUGAUACCUUAAAUGUAACC